CCCGGCUCCCGCCUGCGCAGGCGCGGGUGCCGGGAGCCGGCGCUGGGCUCGGGUGGUGACCGUUGGGCGAACAUGAACUUCCUCCGCGGGGUGAUGGGCGGCCAGAGCGCCGGACCCCAGCCCAGCGGCGCCGAGACCGUUCAGAAGCUGUGUGACCGAGUUGCCUCUUCAACGUUAUUGGAUGACCGCAGAGAUGCUGUCCGUGCACUCAAAGCACUGUCUAAGAAAUAUCGCCUUGAAGUGGGCAGUCAAGCCAUGGAGCACCUUGUUAAUGUGCUGCAGACAGACCGCUCAGACUCUGAAAUUAUUGGCUAUGCAUUGGAUACUCUUUGCAACCUGAUCUCCAAUGAUGUCGAAGAGGAGGAACCAGCAGAUGAAUCUGAAGAGGAGAAUGCCCAGAAGACCAACUCUGAUGAUCUGGCUGGGCAGUUCGCCGAGAUUUAUAUCAAACAGCAAGAAAAUCUAACCCUACUGUUAUCCUUGUUAGAGGAGUUUGAUUUUCAUGUGCGUUGGCCUGCAGUGAAGCUUCUAACCGCACUUUUAAAAAACCAAGGUCCACAAGUUCAACAGAUUAUCCUUGUCAGCCCAAUGGGUGUGUCCAGGAUGAUGGAUUUGCUUGCAGAUUCCAGAGAAGUGAUUCGCAAUGAUGGGCUGCUGUUGCUGCAACAAUUAACAAAAGCCAAUGCAGCCAUUCAGAAGAUUGUAGCUUUUGAAAAUGCCUUUGAACGCCUGCUGGAUAUUAUCACUGAAGAAGGGAUGAGUGAUGGAGGCAUUGUGGUUGAAGAUUGUCUUUUGCUGCUCCUUAACUUAAUGAGGAACAAUAGUUCAAAUCAGAAUUUUUUCAAGGAGGGUUCAUACAUUCAACGCAUGAAACCUUGGUUUGAGGUUGCUGAAGACAAUUCUGGUUGGUCUGCACAGAAAGUGACAAAUCUUCACCUGAUGCUGCAGCUGGUGAGAGUGCUGGUGUCUCCUGUGAACCCUCCUGGUGCCACAAGUAAUUGCCAGAAGUCAGCAUUCCAGUGUGGCUUGUUACAACAGCUCUGCACUAUCCUGAUGGCAACCGGAGUUCCUGCUGACAUUCUCACUGAGACCAUUAACACAGUAUCUGAAGUCAUUAGAGGCUCCCAGGUAAACCAGGAUUAUUUUGCUUCUGUGAAUGCACCUUCCAAUCCACCAAGACCUGCAAUUGUAGUACUUCUGAUGUCCAUGGUGAAUGAAAGGCAGCCAUUUGUCCUGCGUUGUGCUGUGUUGUACUGUUUCCAGUGCUUCUUGUACAAAAAUCAGAAAGGACAAGCAGAGAUUGUUGCCACGCUUCUGCCAGCAACUAUUGAUGCCAAUUCCAUCUCAGCUGGCCAGCUGCUGUGCGGGGGCCUGUUCUCUACAGAUUCACUCUCUAACUGGUGUGCUGCUGUGGCACUGGCACAUGCCCUGCAGGAUAACUCCAUCCAGAAGGAACAGCUGCUCAGGGUACAGCUGGCGACCAGUCUUGGAAAUCCUCCAGUCUCUCUGCUGCAGCAAUGUACCAACAUCCUGUCUCAGGGAGAUAAGAUCAUCAGACGGGGAAGCAAGGUGCAGACACGGGUUGGCCUGCUGAUGCUGCUGUCCACGUGGAUGACCAACUGUCCUAUUGCUGUGACUCACUUCUUGCAUAACCAGACCAAUGUCCCUUUUUUAACUGCACAGAUAUCCGAGAACCUUGGGGAAGAGGAACAACUUGUGCAAGGUCUCUGUGCCCUUCUAUUGGGCAUUUGCAUUUACUACAAUGAGAACUCACUGGAGAACUAUACUAAGGAAAAGUUAAAACAGCUCAUAGAGAAGAGGAUCGGGAAAGAAAUUUUCAUUGAGAAGCUGGCUUACAUCAGCAAACAUGAGCUGUACUCUCGAGCUGGUCAGAAACCCCAGCCCAGCUACAGCAGCCCAGAGCAAAUGCUGUUUGACCAUGAGUUCACCAAAUUAGUUAAAGAAUUAGAAGUUCUUAUAACAAAGGCUGUCCAAAAAUCCAGUGAGGACGAGAAAAAGGAAGAGGAAGUGAAGAAGUCAUUGGAGCAACAUGACAGUAUAGUCAGUCAAUACAAGGAACUUAUCCGUGAACAGGAUAUGCAGCUGAAUGAAUUGAAGAAACAAGUAGCUGCCUUGACCAACCAGAAUGAGCAGAGUCAAACAACUAUAACACAGCAGACAUCCCAGAUUCAGCAGUUGCGGGACCAGUACAAUCUUCUCAAAGUACAAGGUAAACCCCUAGACAGCCAACAUCACAUUCACAAUGAAGCAGCGCAGAUCAAUGGCAUUCAGCCCAAGGCUGAUGCAGAAGAAAUUGGAAGGUUACGAGAAGAGAUCGAAGAACUGAAAAAGCAACAUGAUGUACUAGAAGGACAGCUGGCUGAAAAGGAGUCUGUGAUUGAUAAACUGAGGACUAAUCAGACAACAGGAAACACAGGUGAAGGCUGCUUGGAUAUUGCUGGUGAACAAACAACAGAACUGCAUAAGCCUGUAGCCAUAGCAGAAGCUGCAUCAGGGGAUAAUGACAGUGCCUCUGCAUUAAUGAAGAUCUCACAACUCGAAAGCAGACUGUCAGCAUUGGAUGAUGAAAAUCAAAAGUUAAAGGAUCAGGUAAAGCUCUUGACUGAGGAGCAAAGGACCCUGAAUCAGCAGCUUGCCUCAACAACUAGUACAGUUGCCAUUCUUGAAACUGACAAGAGAAAACUCCAGCAAGAGGUGACGGAAUCAAAGAAGGAACAGGAUGAUCUGUUGGUACUUCUCGCAGACCAGGACCAGAAAAUCUUUGGAUUUAAGAACAAGCUCAAAGAACUUGGAGAGCCAGUUGAGGAUGAAGAUGAUUUGGAGUCUGCUGACCAAGAAGAUGAUGAUGAUGAUUAUGAACCGAGUUAAUUGUAUAAUGAUCACACAAAGGCAGAACGAGGAAAUAAAAUGUAAAGAUGGUCAAGGCUUCUAUUACCACAAAAUGCAUAAUGUAGAAGCAGAGUUAACAAUAUUUUGUUUUUCUUUUGGAAAGGGGUUUUGAAAUUAGUUCAAUUGUAUCUUCUACCAGUUAACAAGUUUGCUUACCAGGCAGGAGAGAAAUUUUUAAUUUUCAAAGUAUUAAAGUUUUAACAAGGCAACGUUGUUUUUCUCCAAGGGAAAAAAAUAAAUUGAAAACAUUCCCUCAUGGUACACUAAGCAGCAACUCAUUAUCGGAGUGAAGAAUAGCUCACCAACUUUAGUCUACAGUUAUGCCUGUAUAACUUGCAGCAUCUUGGAAGUCUAAAACGAAGCAGUGUAGCAAUAUGUUGUAUUUUCUAGAGAAUGCAUUAUUGUGGGAGGUUGCAGACCAACCUAGUGUUUAAAAGCAGCCCUUGAGAAAAUGGCUAAAUGUCAGAUCAAGAAUCAGGGCACCUAGAUGUCCUACACAACUCUCCUGUGACAAGAACUGAUUGGAUCACAGUAGUCACCUUUCACCAUUCAUUUCAUUGAUUUACAUAAACCACUGUAUCCAUCAAGCAUGAGAGCAGGGUGUUGUAGGAGUGAAAUGUGGGGCAUCUAUCUUGCCGACCUUUGCGUUGUUUCCAAGGCAUUGUGUCUCAGGAUCUGUAGGCACACCAAAAUUUGGUGGCCCUUCUGAAUUGAGGCAUGUGCUGGUAAACAGCUGAACUGGUCAUCACCCUGAUUUAUAUCAGUCAGUCAUUCACGAAGGAUCUAGUGUGCCUUUGCAUUGUUCAAAAGCUGUGUUCUGUCCCUCAAAUUCAACAACGCUUGGAAAUAUCUGACGAGAAGUUAAUAACUGAACAACGUUUGAACAGUUUGGAAUUGCAGGUAUUGCAUUAAUGUCGAUUAUUGUUUGCAGACAAUGCCACAGACAAAGAUUUAUUUCUACAUUAGCUGUAUUGCUGAGAUACAAUAUCCUGUAUGAUUUAUAUAAUUUAUUGGCUGUUACGCCAAAAUUGGAAUAAAAUGAGAUAGUAUACUUUAUAGAAAAAGAACGUAAUUGUGUUUUGGAAAUAAAGUUCAUAUCUAGGAAAUUUCAGAUAAACGUU
Messenger RNA from Carcharodon carcharias (great white shark), 4031 nucleotides. RefSeq names its product USO1 vesicle transport factor (gene uso1). Gene Ontology annotation, biological process: endoplasmic reticulum to Golgi vesicle-mediated transport; intracellular protein transport; vesicle fusion with Golgi apparatus. Gene Ontology annotation, cellular component: cytoplasm; ER to Golgi transport vesicle membrane; Golgi stack. NCBI's taxonomy places the organism in Eukaryota, Metazoa, Chordata, Chondrichthyes, Lamniformes, Lamnidae. Bases 73 to 2889 code for a protein of 938 amino acids. The transcript is spliced from 25 exons. Gene Ontology annotation, molecular function: protein binding. The record is from RefSeq and is a predicted model, not a curated record.